Messenger RNA from Colletotrichum graminicola M1.001, 516 nucleotides. RefSeq lists its product as uncharacterized. The record is from RefSeq and is a predicted model, not a curated record. Lineage: Eukaryota; Fungi; Ascomycota; Sordariomycetes; Glomerellales; Glomerellaceae. The transcript has a single exon. The coding region runs from base 1 to 516 and encodes 171 amino acids.
AUGGACGACGCGCUGAGCCACUCGCGCGUCGACAUGUUCGGCGGCGGCACCAUGACGGACAUGAUGGAGCGCAGCGCGCUGCAGCGGGCCGAGGGCGCCGUCCAGGAGGCGCGCGGGCUCGUCGAGCAGGCGGGCCGCAUGACGCCGCACGUCGACAAGCUGCCGCCCGUCGCCAUCAACCACGGCGGCCUCGUCGGCGACGUGCUCUUCGACAAUGUCUUCACCGACAUGGCCUUCCACGACGAGAUCAAGAGGUCGCGCCUCGAGGUCGAGCGGUGCGCCGCGGCGCUGAGCGGGAUCCUGAGCGAGACGCGGGCGCGGCACCGGGACCUGAUGCGCCGGCUCAGGACGCAGGGCGCCCGGCUCGAGAGCACGCGCACGGCGCUGCAGAGGGAGAGGGAGAAGCUGUUUGAGAGGAUCGCGGGGGGGCACGUCGAUGCCGAGGGCGCGGCGGCGGCGGCGGCGUCGUCGACAAGCGGCGCUGUUCCGGUUGGACUUGAAGCAGUAGGACAGUGA